GGGAGUGGAGCUGAAGUUCCCCGCUAGCCUGUUUCUCACAGCCUCUAAUCUCAUUUUCCCCUCUCAUUGGGACAUAUCCCGUGUCUGCAGGACCAGCUGAGCCUUUCUCAAAACUUCACUUCGCAUUUUUGAGUCUGUUUAAUGCUGCACCGGUUCGUUUUGUGUCCGUAAAGAAACUGCAGAGAGUUUUUUCCCUGCUAGCCGAACUGCUCCCAACGGAAGAUGGCGGUCAGGAUGCUGACUGAGGCUGAAGCUGGAGCUCCGCUGUGGCUCUUUUUAGCCAGAUAGCGAGGUGGGAAAAGGUGGAAAAUGUUCAAAUUCUGACUGUUUCGUCUGCUGGGUAUGGUGGGCUUCGUUUCAGGUGGGUAUUUCCACCCUUUUGCCUUCCUCAGCGGCUCUUUUAUUGCGGGACUUUGCGAAGACUUGAGUUGUUGGGCUAGCCGCGCAUUACAAUAACGAGACGGGAGGAAAAAAACAACGAAAAAGUGCAUUAAAAUGUCGGAUACAAAGGUAAAAGUUGCUGUCCGAGUUCGUCCAAUGAACCGAAGAGAGAUUGAGCUGAGCACCAAAUGUGUGGUGGAAAUGGAAGAAAACCAGACAAUCCUUCACCCACCGCCUUCAAACACAAAGGGAGACAGCAGGAAACAGCCAAAGGUGUUCGCCUUUGACCACUGUUUCUGGUCUAUGGAUGAGGCCAACGUCCCAAAAUACGCAGGUCAGGAGGUCGUGUUCAAGUGCCUUGGCGAGGGAAUCCUGCAGAAUGCUUUUCAAGGAUACAACGCCUGCAUUUUCGCUUAUGGACAAACAGGUUCCGGCAAGUCGUACUCGAUGAUGGGCAGUGUGGAUCAGCCCGGUUUAAUCCCGCGCCUGUGCUGCUCCCUAUUUGAGCGGGUCGGCCGUGAGGAGAAUGAAACGCACUCCUUUAAGGUGGAAGUGUCCUACAUGGAGAUUUACAACGAGAAAGUGCGUGACCUUCUGGACCCCAAAGGAAGCCGGCAGUCUCUGAAGGUUCGAGAGCAUAAGGUGCUUGGCCCGUACGUGGACGGCCUGUCCCAGCUCGCCGUGACCAACUUUGAGGAUAUUGAGUCUCUGAUGUCAGAGGGGAAUAAAUCUCGUACAGUUGCAGCCACCAACAUGAACGAAGAGAGCAGCCGCUCGCACGCCGUCUUCAGCAUCAUAAUCACGCAGACACUCUACGACCUGCAGUCAGGGAACUCAGGUGAGAAGGUCAGUAAAGUGAGUUUGGUGGACCUGGCGGGGAGCGAACGAGUGUCUAAAACAGGAGCAGCAGGAGAGAGACUGAAGGAGGGCAGCAACAUCAACAAGUCUCUGACCACGCUGGGGUGUGUAAUCUCAGCUCUGGCUGACCAGUCAGCCGGGAAAGGCAAAAACAAGUUUGUCCCGUACAGAGACUCAGUUCUGACAUGGCUGCUAAAGGAUAAUCUCGGUGGGAACAGUAAGACAGCGAUGAUCGCCACGGUCAGUCCGGCAGCGGACAACUAUGAGGAGACUCUGUCCACCCUGCGCUAUGCUGACCGAGCUAAACGGAUAGUAAACCACGCUGUGGUCAACGAGGACCCAAAUGCACGCAUCAUCCGUGAGCUCAGAGAGGAGGUGGAGAAACUGAGGGAGCAGCUGUCGCAGGCUGAGUCUCUGAAAGCUCCAGAGCUGCAGGAGAAACUGCAGGAGUCUGAGAAGCUCAUCCAGGAAAUGACCGUCACAUGGGAGGAAAAACUCAGGAAGACAGAGGAAAUCGCACAGGAGAGGCAGAGGCAGUUGGAGAGUAUGGGAAUUUCUCUGGAAUCCUCAGGGAUUAAAGUAGGUGAGGACAAAUGUUUCCUGGUCAACCUGAACGCUGACCCCGCCCUCAACGAGCUGCUCGUCUAUUACCUGAAGGUGCACACGCGCGUGGGAGCGGAUACGUCUCAGGACAUCCAGCUGUUUGGAAUUGGGAUCCAGCCGGAGCACUGUGUCAUUGAUGUCGCUCCAGAUGGAGACGUCACACUCUCCCCUGUGGAGAACGCCAGAACCUGUGUGAAUGGAACUAUAGUUUACUCCUUGGUUCAUCUUUGGCACGGAGACCGCAUCUUAUGGGGCAACAAUCAUUUUUUCAGAGUGAACUUGCCGAAGAGAAAGCGGCGGGACCGUUUGAAGGAUCUGGAUCGCGAGUCUCCGCGGGAGAGCUUUGUGGAGGUGGACGUGGAGACAGCCAGCGAGGCUUCGUCUGAGCAGGACUACAGCUAUGAAUUUGCCCAAAUGGAGGUCAUGAUGAAAACAUUAGGGAGCAAUGACCCAAUGCAGAACGUGGUGCAGGUUCUGGAGAAGCAGUAUCUGGAGGAUAAGCGCACGGCUCUGGAGGAGCAGAAGCUGCGGUAUGAGCAUGAACUGGACCUGCUCCGCCAGCAACUCUCUCCUGAGAGAGUCUCUCAGCACCAGCGCAGCAACAGCCUGGCCUUCCCCACACACACCACCCACAACAAGCUACGCUUGUGGACUGAGGAGAGGGAUGAGUUGUUCCGUCAGAGUUUGUCUCGGCUGAGGGAGCAGGUGGUUCGCGCGAACACGCUGGUCAGGGAGGCCAACUUCCUGUCGGAGGAGAUGGGCAAACAGACGGAUUACCAGGUCACCUUACAGAUCCCUGCAGCUAAUCUGAGCGCCAACCGCAAGCGUGGAGCAAUUGUCAGCGAGCCGGCCAUUCAGGUGCGUCGGAAAGAUAAAGGCACGCAGGUGUGGACCAUCGAGAAGCUGGAGAACAAGCUGGUGGACAUGAGAGACCACUACAGGGAGUGGAAGGAAGGAGCACAGGAUGGGGCAACGAAGCUGCAGAAUAAGCAAGGUGAUCCAUUCUACGAAGCGCAGGAGAACCACAACCUCAUUGGCGUCGCUAACGUUUUCCUGGAGUGUCUUUUUCAUGAUGUCAAGCUUCAGUAUGCAGUUCCCAUCAUCAGCCAACAGGGGGAGGUAGCGGGCAGGCUGCAUGUAGAGCUGAUGCGCGUGAGUGGGGCGGUGCCCGAACGGCUGGUGGGCGGAGACGACUCUUCUGAGAAUUCAAGCGAGAGCAGCAGCUAUGAGGUCAUGGAUACCAAUGGAGAAAUCGUCCACAUGGCCAAGAAACUCACCUGCAGGGUGCGGAUCCGUGAGGCGACCGGUCUGCCGUUAAAUCUGUCCAAUUUUGUUUUCUGUCAGUACACUUUCUGGGAGCAGGCUGAGCCAGCCGUGGCUCCACCCAUGGUCAGCCCAGACAAACCAUCAACUCGCACCACAGACGCACAAUUUACCGUACUGUUCAACCACUGCAAGGACUUUGUAGUUCAGGUCACUGAGGAGUUUCUGGAGUUUAUCUCAGACGGUGCGCUGGCUAUAGAAGUAUGGGGUCAUCGCUGUGCUGGAAAUGGGCACUCUCGCUGGGAACUGGACACACUGCAGGCCAAAACACGCACACUCCGGGACAGGUGGAGUGAGGUGUCCCGCAGGAUUGAGCUGUGGGUGUCCAUCCAGGAGCUGAAUGAACAGGGCGUUUAUUCACCUGUGGAGCUUCACCCCAGCAGAGACACCAGCACUGGAGGAGUGUUUCAGCUCCGACAGGGUCACUCUCGGAGGCUACAGGUGUGUGUAAAGCCAGCUCAGCAGUCCGGGACUCUGCCGCUGUUGGUGGAGGCCAUUCUCUCCGUCUCCAUUGGCUGUGUGUCCGCUCGGUCCACUAAAUUACAGAGACCACUGGACAGCUACCAGAGGGAGGAGGAUGACGAUAUGGAUAGUUAUCAGGAGGAGGAUUUAAACUGUUUACGAGAACGCUGGUCCGAAGCCCUCAUCAAACGCCGCGAGUAUCUGGACGAACAGAUCAAAAAGAUUAUCCACAAAUCAGAGAAGUCAGAGGAGGAUGUGGAGAGGGAGGCGCGGUUAGUGGAACAGUGGGUGGGGCUAACUGAAGAGAGAAAUGCUGUGUUAGUCCCAGCACCGGGCAGCAGUAUCCCUGGAGCUCCGGCACAGUGGGCGCCCUGUCCUGGCAUGGAAGCUCACAUCCCAGUUCUGUUUCUGGACCUGAAUGCUGAUAAUCUAACAGUGAGCGAGCAGCUGACCGGUCCACACGCUGCAGGAGUCAACUCCAUCCUUCCAAAAGAACACGGCAGCCAGUUCUUUUACCUGCCCAUCAUCAGACACAGCGAUGAUGAGGUGUGUGCGACCUGCUCGUGGGAUUCCUCCAUCCAUGACUCCAUCUACCUGAACCGUGUGACAGCCCCCACUGAGCGAAUCUAUCUGAUAAUUAAAGCAACGGUGCAGCUCAGCCACCCCGCCUCCAUGGAGCUUGUCCUCCGCAAGAGAAUCGCCGUCAACAUCUACAACAAACAGAGUUUCACUCAGAGUCUGAAGCGGAGGAUGUCACUGAAGAAUGUGCUGCACUCCUGCGGGGUCACUUACGAAAUCGUCUCCAACAUACCGAAGGCAUCAGAGGAGCCGGAGGAGAGGGAGACAUUGGCCUUGAUGGCAGCUCGAGGGGAAGCAGAGGAGACGCAGGACGGAGAGACUUACAUUGAAAAGUACACCAGAGGAGUUCUGGAAGUGGCCAAUAUCCUGUGUCUGGAUAGACUGCGGCAGGCAGUGACAGUGAAAGAAGCACUUUCAGUUAAAAGCAGACACAUUCGGAGAAGCCUGAGCACUCCUAAUGUCCAGCACAUGUCCUGCUGUAAAUCAGAAACGCUGGGCUGUGAAGAUGAAGACCCAAAGGGUCACUGUGAGGUCCAGCAGGACGUGUCGGACUGUCCUUUCCAGGAGAUUCUCUCUGCAGCUCCAGCAAAAGACACACCUGUUAAAAACAAGGAGAAUCAUGGUUGUGUCCCAGAGAGCCCCAUGUUCUUCAGCUCGAGUCCGUUUAAAGCCCUCUCCCCCCAGCCCCCCAAAUUCCUCAAGUCCCUGAUGCCGGUGAGAGAGGAGAGUAAAGCAAAGCGCUCGCUGGAGGCUCGUCCACUGCUGGGACAGGAGAGCAUGCGCUGGUUAGUGGAAGGCUCUGUGUUGCCCCGCCCCCGGGCCCGGAGUGAAGGCCACAGCAGCACAACAAACCACUCACCUCUCAGAGUCACACACACUGCUGAUUCAGAGGAAGAGGAGCCUGAGUUGGAUCCAGCAGCCGGUCUGAGUUCUCUUCCAAACUUCCAGCCGUACGUUCCUGAGGACUUCGCCAACUUUGAAGUGUACAACGCCAGUCUGGAGACCCAGGAUGCUACUCUAUGUGGAGGCAUGGCCUCCUACCCAGGGAACAAGGUGGCUGAGAAGGAAGUGUCCCGCAGUCCAACAUCCAGCAGCUGCACGAGUGGAUAUUUCUCCCACAGCGCCUCGAACGCCACGCUGUCCGAUGCUCUGUUCACGGGCAGCGAAAGCUCGGACCAGCUCAGCUCCGGCUCCAGAGACCCAGCAGACUCCCUGCUCAAUAAAAACUCCUUCGGCGAAGCCGGACACUGCCAUCCUGGCCCUGUCCACUCCUCUAUGAACUGCACAGGCCAGUCCUGUUCACCUAAGGCCAACCAGUGCAUUCUGAGUGUCAGCCAAGAGUUCACUGACUUCAAAGGUGCUGGUGAUGGUUUCAGUUUCGAGUCCGAAUGCCAGACGGAGAUGCCCGAGUCACUGAGACAAGCUAAAUGUGACCAAACUCCCCCAAGAAAUACAGAGGGCAUCAGCCAGAGUCUCUGUACCAAUGUCCAAGCAACACCAUGCCACCUCCACAAUGGCAAAGACUCUCCGUCCUCUUCUUCAUCCAGUACCACCCCUACCCAGCCUGAAGGCAGCAGCCUAGAAGAUCACAUGUUCAGUAAAACCACAGUAGAAACCGGCUCUUCUGCUCCUGAGGAAGACGAGGGUGCACCUGUGGCUCAGCUGCCAGACUGGAUGGCCCCUGGAGAGCAGGUGUGGGUGGGCACCAGAAGUGGGACGGUGCACUAUGUGGGCGGGGUGGAGUUUGCCCAGGGCAUCUGGGUAGGAGUGGAGCUGGACCGCGCUGUAGGUAAACACAACGGCACGGUGCAGGGCCGAGUGUACUUCCGCUGUGCUUCGGGCCACGGCGUGUUCGUGAGGCCGGCGUUGCUCAGCAGGGUCCCUCCAGCCAUGGACAUGGAUCCACCACCACAGCCUGUGCUGCUAUAGAGAAGCAAUACACUCUUAUUAAUGGAUGGAAAGGUGGCUGACCCCAGAGAGGAGGACUCGGCAUACUGUUCAAAAUCAUGGAGAAGGAAUUUAGUGGAUGUGUCGUCCUCCUUGAAUAUGUUGCUGUCUGUCCUUCUCUCUCUCUAUUGAUGGACAAAUCUGUGUAUUUUUUAAACUACAGGACCGUCAUCCUUAUCUUUGAAUGUCGAAUGCACAGUUGCACAAAUUUUAUAUCAUCUUCUCUGUUGAUUUUAAGCUCAAACUUCAAGCAAACCUCCAUCAUUUUGGCUUAUUUACCACUUCUAACACGACUGAACCUAUAAAUUGUGAUAUUUAGCUGAUGAUAGUGUCCUUUUAGGCUACGUUCACAUCACCAGGUUGAAGUGGCACAAAUCCAAUUUUUUGCCCCAAUGUGACUCAGAUCUGAUGUUUUCAGGGCUGUGUGGACACAAAUCUUUUGAAAUCUGACCUGAGCCACUUUCAAAUGUGGCCCUAGAUCCGAUACUUACCUGAUUUGUGGCCAUGCCACCAAAUGGGACGCUCAGAUCGGAAUUUGUGUGCUUCUCUUCCACUGCACAUGUGCCAUUCUUCAGCGUUACCGUGGCAGCAGCGCCGAACAGAAGUCAAAGCCUGUAAAUGGAGGAAAAGCAGCUCAUCUCACCUUUUUCUCCUUCGUCUCGCUCUAAUAAUGAAGCUGAGAGCUGAUCAGAGUUAA
Pygocentrus nattereri (red-bellied piranha) is the source of this 6850-nucleotide messenger RNA. It is a transcript of the gene kif13a, whose product is annotated as kinesin family member 13A. The record is from RefSeq and is a predicted model, not a curated record. The transcript has 40 exons. Gene Ontology annotation, biological process: microtubule-based movement; regulation of protein localization. Bases 496 to 6135 code for a protein of 1879 amino acids. Gene Ontology annotation, molecular function: microtubule motor activity; ATP binding; microtubule binding. Gene Ontology annotation, cellular component: adherens junction. NCBI's taxonomy places the organism in Eukaryota, Metazoa, Chordata, Actinopteri, Characiformes, Serrasalmidae.